AUGGUUGAAGGUAGAAAUGGAAUGGUUUCAAAUGAUUGGAACUGAACUGAUGCUGUUGAGUUCUUCCUCAUGGGAUUCUCAAACUCCUGGAAGGUUCAGAUCAUACAUGGCAUUUUAUUUUUGCUAGUUUAUCUGGCAGCUCUCAUAGGAAACCUGCUCAUCAUUGUGCUCACCAUGCUGGAUGUCCAUCUGCAAACCCCUAUGUACUUCUUUUUAAAGAGCUUGUUUUUCUUAGAUUUUUGCUAUGUCUCUGUUACUGUUCCUAAAUCGAUUGUCAAUUCCUUUACUCAUAAUACUUUCAUUUCUUUCUUUGAAUGUGUUCUGUCAGUAUUCUUUUUCAUGCACUUGGCAUCUGCUGUGAAAGUCAUUCUUGCAGUAUCCUAUGACCACUGUGUGGCCACCUGCUGGCCGUUGCACUGUGAGGUCAUCAUGAACCAAGGUGCCUGUGUCAAUAUGAUGGUCAUGUCAUGGCUCAGUGGGGCGAUCUCUGGGUUCUUACAUGUGACAGCCACCUUCUCAUUACCAUUCUGUGGGUCCUAAAGAAUUUAUGAUUUUUUUUUUCUGUGAUAUUCCAUGCUGUUAAGCCUCUUGGGCUCCAAAGUAAUAAUCAGUGAGAUUAGAGUCAUGGUUUUUGUAACUAGUCUCAUGAUAAUCUGCUCUGUUUCUAUUACUGUUUCCUAUGUAUACAUUUUCUCCACCAUCAUGAGGAUUCUAUCCAAGGUGAGUAGAUCGAAAACAUUUUCUACCUGCAUUCCACACCUUGUGGUGGUGACACUAGUAUCUGGUAGCAUUGCCUAUAUGAAGCCAAUUUCAAAUUCCUCUUCCUUUCUAGACCUCCUCAUGCCUGUGUUCUACACAGUUGUUUCCCCCCACCCCUCACUGAAUCCUGUCAUCUACAGUUUGAGGAAUAAGGACAUAAAGGCAGCCCUGAGAAGGCAGUUUGGUAAAGGAAAUUUGAUCAGGGACUCAUAUUCAUGA
This is a messenger RNA of Perognathus longimembris pacificus (Pacific pocket mouse), 978 nucleotides long. RefSeq names its product putative olfactory receptor 14L1. The record is from RefSeq and is a predicted model, not a curated record. Gene Ontology annotation, molecular function: olfactory receptor activity; G protein-coupled receptor activity. Gene Ontology annotation, biological process: G protein-coupled receptor signaling pathway. Lineage: Eukaryota; Metazoa; Chordata; Mammalia; Rodentia; Heteromyidae. Gene Ontology annotation, cellular component: membrane.